CCCGUACCAUGGUAACCGGACCGGAAGUGAAAUGAUUAAGGUGCGACGCGGCCGGCCACAGGCCCAAAGUGGGUGGGCUGUCGCAGGCGGUGGCGGCCCCAGUCCGCGAGAAGUGGAGCAGAGCGCCUCCCGACCUCGGAGAAGAGCCGCGCCCGCCAUUGCCGCAGCCACGAUGCCGAAGCGAAAGAAGCAGAAUCCGCAGCAGCCGCCGCCACAACAGGUCCCGCUGUCCGAGCGGGACGAGCCGGAGGAGGAGGAGGAGGAGAGUCCCAGCGGACCUCCCAGCCUUCUGGGCCCUCCCCCUAUGGCCAAUGGAAAGCCUGGUGACCCCAAGUCAGCUCUUCACAGAGGUCCUUCAGGAUCAAGGACACCAGUGAUUCCACCACUGCUGAGUCUCCCACCUCCUCCCCGGGGUAGAGGCCCAAUUCGGGGAGGCCUUGGCCCAAGGUCCAGUCCAUAUGGUCGUGGUUGGUGGGGGGUCAAUGCUGAACCUCCUUUUCCUGGGCCAGGCCAUGGGGGUCCCUCUAGGGAAAGCUUUCACAAAGAGCAGAGAAACCCAAGAAGGCUCAAAAGCUGGUCUCUUAUCAAGAACACCUGCCCGCCGAAGGCUAGCACCCAGGUGAUGGAAGACAAAUCUGACCGCCCUGUCUGCCGACACUUUUCCAAGAAGGGCCACUGUCGAUAUGAAGACCUCUGUGCCUUCUACCACCCAGGCGUUAAUGGACCUCCUCUGUGAGACUGUGCCUUCCCACCCAGGCUGGAAGGAGUUCUCGACCUAGCGGCCAUCACUCCUGUGGUCCCCCUACGGCCACUACGAGGCUCUUCCGCCACCCUCAGUCAGUGACACGUCCAUCCCAUCCUCCACCCCCGUUCGGGGUUCAGAGUUGUGAUUCGUCACUGGUGUGAGGUGCACCGCCAUCUUCUGAUCCAGGCUCAGAGACCUUUGGGACCCCAUCUUGCUCCCUUCAUCUGCCUCCUGGAUCUUCCCCUCCACCAAAUGACUGCUGAACAGGAACCUUUGGUGCUGUUUCUUGUGCAUCUGUCCACCUGUCCCCCGGUAUUGCCCUCGAUUCCCGAGAGCCCUGGAGCAGUCCCCUACCCUCCAGCUGCUUGUUUUAAGUCCUUUUUUAUGUGAAGCCCAUGUUUUCAGCUGCCUAGGAAACGCACCAGGUUUUCUGGCUUGGGGUCCAGUUUGGGUGGCUGGUGUAGAGCUGCUCCCUGAACGGCCCCCUGCUUCUGGACGUCGUAGUUUCUGUCCGUAGCAUUAUCCCCGCUAAGGCCUGUGGUCGCUGUGCUUUGUGAAACUGUGCAUCUCCUUGUAGCACUCCUCAGUGUCCGUGGCAUUUUUGUGACUCCCCAACACCAAGAGUACAUUUUUCUGCCAAAUCGAGUGAGGCUCUUGGUGCCCUCUAGAUGUCGCCUACCUCCCAACAUGGGAGAAUGGUGAAACUUCCUCAGACUGCCUCCUGUCCUCCCCUGGUGUCGGUCAUUCUGGGUCUGACACAGGCCAGCAAUGUCUUGUGAAGCCUCAGGCGGGCCUCCCUUCUGAGCUCCCACUGGCCACCUUAGUUAGGCCCUGUCAUGUGCGGCUGCCAGCCCUUUCCCUUGAGUUCGUGACUCUCCACUCGGCCGUCGUGGGUAGGACCUGGGCAGUGCUGCUGCCCUCUCCAAACCUCCUCCCUCACAUUCCUGGCACUGGUUGUUUUCUGUGAAAACGGCAGUAAACAGGUUGGGUUUUGAGUUGGCCCCAAGGAAGUGGGUCAGGAGUUGUGUGGGUUAGAGGAGUGAGAGCCGUUGGAGAACUGAGAAUGAAUUUUUUUCUUUUUAAUGUUUUCUUAUAUUAGUAAUAAACAGUGGAAACCAGCAUUUUCUCUCA
Messenger RNA from Nannospalax galili (Upper Galilee mountains blind mole rat), 1876 nucleotides. It is a transcript of the gene Prr3, whose product is annotated as proline rich 3. The transcript has 5 exons. Gene Ontology annotation, molecular function: RNA binding; metal ion binding. The record is from RefSeq and is a predicted model, not a curated record. NCBI's taxonomy places the organism in Eukaryota, Metazoa, Chordata, Mammalia, Rodentia, Spalacidae. Bases 32 to 736 code for a protein of 234 amino acids.